Messenger RNA from Drosophila subpulchrella, 1471 nucleotides. Its product is annotated as putative serine protease K12H4.7. Bases 1 to 1461 code for a protein of 486 amino acids. Gene Ontology annotation, molecular function: dipeptidyl-peptidase activity; serine-type exopeptidase activity. NCBI's taxonomy places the organism in Eukaryota, Metazoa, Arthropoda, Insecta, Diptera, Drosophilidae. The record is from RefSeq and is a predicted model, not a curated record. The transcript has 7 exons. Gene Ontology annotation, biological process: proteolysis.
AUGAAGUGGCUUAAUUUCGGUGUGCUUAUAAUUCUUUGGCUGCCAAGUCUUUUGGCGACCUAUAAUCCAUAUAAACAAAGCUUAGUACUUCUAAAGCAAGAACCCAUUUCAGGUUCUUAUACGAAAAACGAAGAAGCCUAUGUUGAAGAACUUUGGAUUGACCAAAAAAUUGACCAUUUUGAUGAACCCAACAAUCAAACUUGGAAAAUGCGUUAUUUUCGCAAUGCCAAGUAUCACAAGCCUCAAGGACCCAUCUACAUUUUUGUGGGAGGUGAGUGGACCAUCAGUCCAGGAUUAAUGAGCACUGGUUUAACUCAUGAUAUGGCUGUGGAAAACUCUGGAAUGCUUUUCUACACCGAACAUCGCUAUUAUGGACUAAGUUUACCCUUUGGAAAAGAGAGUUUUCAAGCAGAUCACCUCAAGCAACUAAAUCUCCAUCAAUCAUUAGCUGACUUGGCUCACUUUAUACGCCACCAAAAGUCGGAAAACCCUGAAAUGCAAGACUCCAAAGUCAUUUUGGUGGGUGGUUCUUAUUCGGGCAGCUUGGUGGCCUGGAUGACUCAACUGUAUCCGAAUUUAAUAGCUGCCAGUUGGGCUUCUAGCGCUCCAUUAUUGGCCAAGGCAGAUUUUUAUGAAUAUAUGGAAGUGGUCACGCGGUCUAUUGAAUUAAGCUAUGGUGGAAAUUGUUCAAUGCGCAUUGAAAAGGGUUUAAAAUACUUGGUAAAAUUAUUUGAUGAUAAUCAGAUUCAGGAUGUACUUUAUAAAUUCAAUGGCUGCAAGGAUUACAAUCCAGAGGAUGCUUUAGAUAGGGCAGCUUUUUUUAAUGGUCUAGGCAACUAUUUUGCUUUGGUGGUGCAGAGUUAUAGUGCUUAUAUACCACGUCUUUGUGAAACUAUAAUGUCCUUGGACUCCAAUGAUGAGGUGGCAUUUUUAAAAUUCUUGGAACUACUUUAUUCAGAGGGCAGGCGCUCCAGUGAUUGCCAGGACUUUGGCUACUCGUCCAUGCUAGAACUUUUCAUCGAGGAUACAGAUCAAAGUACCGAAACUCGUGCAUGGUUCUACCAAACUUGCAAUGAAUUUGGCUGGUACACUACCACAAAAUCGAAGUUCACCUCGUCCGAAACCUUUGCCAAUCAGGUGCCCUUGUCCUACUUCGAAACACUUUGCCAGGAUGCGUUUGGCGCGGAGCAGACUGCUCAGAAACUGGCCGACGGCGUUGAGCAGACGAAUAGCAAAUUCGGCGGAUACGGGUUCAAUCAGAGUGAGCGUUAUGCUCAGGUAAUCUUCACGCAUGGCCAGCUGGAUCCGUGGGGUGUUUUGGGCCGGCAGACGGGCCAACAGGCUAUUGUCCUGACGGGCUACUCGCAUGUGGAGGAUUUGGCCAGCAUCCGUGUAACGGACAGCGUGCAGAUGAAUCUGACCAAGCUGCGUGUGAUGUCCUUUCUGCGAAGCCACCUAUGAAUCAUCCCGG